This is a messenger RNA of Doryrhamphus excisus (bluestripe pipefish), 1501 nucleotides long. RefSeq names its product cytokine induced apoptosis inhibitor 1 (gene ciapin1). The record is from RefSeq and is a predicted model, not a curated record. Gene Ontology annotation, cellular component: cytoplasm. Gene Ontology annotation, biological process: iron-sulfur cluster assembly. Gene Ontology annotation, molecular function: iron-sulfur cluster binding. NCBI's taxonomy places the organism in Eukaryota, Metazoa, Chordata, Actinopteri, Syngnathiformes, Syngnathidae.
AAGUCAGUCUCUUAUUUUUUAAAACAAACAGGAAAUACGACCGGACUAUUCUAUUUUGUGUAUCUUUGUACCUUCAGACCGUCGUCCAAACCAAGGGUCCUCAUGGCAGACCUUGGUAUCAAAACUGGGGAUAAGGUGCUGAUGGUUUGGGCUCAGCCAUCAUCGCCUGCCAGUUUGAAAGAGUUUGCAGAGGAUGUUGGUGCCAUUGUUGGGGCAGAUGGCAGAGUUUCUGUGGAAAACAUGGAAAGACUGCUGCUGUCGUCCCAUGAAGCGUCCACGUUCGACUGCGUGCUCUCGUGUCUGCUGGCCGACGGCUCGUCCAUACACAGCUCCGAGUCUCUGGCAGAGAUGGCCAGGGUCCUCAAACCGGGUGGGAGGUUAAUUCUGGAUGAACCUGUCACAGGCGUGGAUGCGCAGACUGUGAGGACCGUUGAGAAGCUGACGUCCGCUCUGAAGUUAUCAGGAUUGAUGUCAGCGACAGAGGUUAGUAAAACACAACUAAGUGCGGAGGCUUUGAACGCACUGCAGGCGGCUACCGGUUACCACGGAAACACGCUGUCACGAGUACGCAUGUCCGCAAGCAAACCCAACUUUGAGGUCGGAUCAACCAGUUCCAUAAAGCUGUCUUUUGGGAAAAGAAACACUCAGCCAGCGGAGAAACCAGCUCUGGAUCCGAACGCGGUGAAAAUGUGGACGCUGUCGGCCAACGACAUGAAUGACGGCGACGUGGAUCUGGUGGACUCUGACGACCUGCUCGACGAGGAGGAUUUCAAGAAGCCAGACCCGGCGUCUCUGAAAGCGCCCACCUGCGGGGAAGGAGCAGGCAAGAAGAAGAAAGCCUGCAAGAACUGCACGUGCGGUCUCGCUGAGGAGCUGGAACAGGAGAAUAAAGGACAACCGAAAACCAAUUUGCCAAAGUCUGCCUGUGGAAGUUGUUACCUUGGCGAUGCAUUCCGAUGUGCCAGCUGUCCAUACCUGGGGAUGCCAGCAUUCAAACCAGGAGAGAAGAUUGUGUUGGAAAACAGCACGCUGACAGACGCUUGAAGAUUCCUCAAAUUGAAAAUGGAUGAUUCCGCUUCUGUGCUGGAUUGGUUGAGAAGAUCCAUAAAAUGCUAAAAAAGCGAAAAUAUUUAGAUGAUGUCUAAAGAACACGUGCAGGAUAUUCCAACUUUCAUUUGCGUUUAAGACAAACGUGUUUCAUUCUCACACACGUAUCCUUCUAUGAUUGUAUUCCUAAGACUUGUUUAGUAAAAAGACUUUAAAAUGAGAUGUUUCUACAGCGUCAUUUUUACCUCUAAAAGACAUCAAGAUGUGUUUAACUAUGGAUGGCAGUUAAGCCAGUAGGAGUGAAAUACAUAAAACAUAUUAUUUGACCUAUAUUGAAUUAUCGUCAAAUAGUCUCGCACCACAGCGUAGGUGCGCCUUAUGUAUGACAUCGCUUUCACCCAGUGAUCCGUUCUCAUUCAGAUGAGACACUUUCUCAUAGACCAGGGGUCUCAAA